Messenger RNA from Oryza sativa Japonica Group (Japanese rice), 3810 nucleotides. RefSeq names its product tyrosine N-monooxygenase. NCBI's taxonomy places the organism in Eukaryota, Viridiplantae, Streptophyta, Magnoliopsida, Poales, Poaceae. Gene Ontology annotation, molecular function: monooxygenase activity; heme binding; iron ion binding. The record is from RefSeq and is a predicted model, not a curated record.
CCGGGGCUGGACUCCGCCGGCCGCACACAUCCCCGAACCAUCGAACCCCGCAGCUCGCCGCUGCCGCCAUCAACGCCGGCCCCGGACCUCGCCUUCCGCUGAUGCCGCCGUCAACACUGGCCCCACCGCCCACCCUAGAGGCCAACAUCUCGCCCUUACAUAUGAAAAGUCUAUACUACCCUUUCACCUCUCUUCAAAAGAUGGUACCACCAUAUGGGCUAAAAUGGUACUGCACGGUACCGAGAAAUCUCAAUCACCGUCUGAUAUGUCCCAAUUGACGGCUAGGAUUUGGUACGCCUACCUCUGCUGGACGGGAGCAAAUCACUUAUAAAAUUCCAUCUAUAAAUUGGCCACAUAAUCAGUUAUCUAGCUAUCCUCUCUUCAGUCACACAUAAACAUGUUCUUUCCCAGUACUGCAAAUAUGCGCGAGCAAAAUAAUACCAUAAUAGUAUCAAUAGCCAUGACCAUCCUCCUGCUGGUUGCGUUCUUCUGUCGGAUCAAGAAGCAGGCUGCCAUGGCAGCCAAGAACAAGAGGAAGAAGCAACCCAAGCUGCCACCGGGGCCAGCUACCAUGCCGGUGUUGGGUAACAUGCACCAGAUGCUGAUGAACAAGCCGGUGUUCAGGUGGAUCCACCGCCUUCUCGACGAGAUGGACAUCGAGAUCCGGUCAGAGACCCUUAUAUUUCUUGUCUUCCUUCCCUUUCCCGUCCAUCAGAUCGGUACCGCCCCAUCUUCCUCCUUCCGCUCCUCAUCGGGCUGCCAUUGGGGAGAAGCGCGGAUGUCAGGGGGAGUGGGAGCAGAUCAGUGGCACCAACGACGAGCUGGUUCAUGCCAGCGUGCUCGCCAGGUUGGCGGCCGGCGAGACGACGGGCACUUUGCUAGUAUUACCGAACUAGAGUAAUUAGUAUUCUUUCCUAUCAUUUUGAGAGUAUUGAAUGGUACUAUUCCAAAUGUAACGACUACUCCCCCCGUCAAAAAAAAAAAGAUAAACCCUGGGUUUCCGUAUCCAACGUUUAAUUGUUGGUAGAUGAUAAAAUAUAAUUAAUACUUUAUAUGUGACUUGUCUUUUUAAUUUUUUUUGUAAGUUUUUUUAAAUAAGACGGAUGGUCAAACGUUAAACACGAAAACCUAGGGUUUGUCUUUUUUUGACGAAGGGAGUAUAUAGCUUCUAAAUUACAAAAACAUUAUUAAAAAAUAUAACAUUUAUCAAAAAAAUGUUUAUAUAAUAUACAAUAUUUUGGAACAUUUACAUUAAUUUAAAGAAUAGAUGAUUGAAGUUCUAAAAAUGAAUAGCGAUCGACUAGUGUCAAUUAGUUGGCGACAAACAGAGCACACCUUUUUCCAGGACAUUUGUCAAUAUUUGAAUGGAACAACAAAAGCCGAGCACCACGCGAACACUAGCAAUAGUUCUUUCUUCUUUUUUUUUAGGAAAUGCCAUUCGGCUAGCUUUAUUGAUCAUUAAACAUUAAACAUUGUUACAUCGUUUGCCAAAGCGCUUAGAAUAUAACCAGGAGGUUCAUCGACCCAAGUACAAGACUCUUUCGUACUAAAAGCAAUAGUUCUUUCUUUAUUGAAAAGGAAAACGUGAUGAAGUUUCAUUCCACACGUGUUUAGAAUUCCAUCUAUAAAUUAAUUGGCCACAGAAUCAGUGAUAUAUCUAGCUAGGCUAUCUGCACUCCCAAAAAAAAAUCAGUAAUCAUGCACAAGAACAACGAUACCAUCAUGCCAUCACAACUCAUCGCCCAAAAUGACCAUGCAUAUGUCCUCACCUUUCUGAUGUCAAUAGCCAUGGCCAUCCUCUUGCUCGUUGCGUUGUUCUAUCGGAUCAAGAAGCAGGCAGCUGCCAUGGCGGCCAAGAGGAAGCAACAACCCAAGCUACCACCCGGGCUAGCUACCAUGCCGGUGGUUAGCAACAUGCACCAAAUGCUGAUGAACAAGCCGGUGUUCAGGUGGAUCCACCGCCUGCUCGACGAGAUGGACACCGAGAUCCUGUGCCUCCGUUUCGGUCGCGUCCACGUGAUCGCCGUCGCCUCGCCGGAGAUGGCCCGGGAGGUCCUGCGCAAGAAGGACGCCAUGCUCGCCUCCCGGCCAUCGUCGUUCGUGUCGCGGACGUUCAGCUUUGGGUACAAGAACACCAUCAUGUCGCCGGCCGGUGACCAGUGGAGGAAGAUGAGGCAGGUGCUCACGUCGGAGAUCCUCUCGCCGGCCAUGGAGCGGCGGAUGCUCGGCCGGCGCGUCGAGGAGGCUGACCACCUUGUCAAUUACGUCUACAGCCACUGUAAUGAUGGCACUGUAGACGUCCGGCACGUAACGAGACACUUCUGUGGCAACAUCAUCAGGAAGCUGGUGUUUGGCCGGAGACACUUCAACUCCGGCGAUGGCAAUAUCGGCCCUGGCCGUGAUGAGGAGGCUCACAUCGACGCGCUCUUCACGGCGCUGGACUACCACGGCGCCUUCUCCGUCUCCGACUACUUCCCGACACUGGUUGGGCUUGACUUGGAUGGCCAUGAGGAGGUUGUCAAUGGCCUGAUGAACACAUUCAAUAGGCUGCACGAUCCUAUCAUAAUGGAGAGGAUAGAAGAAUGGAAAUCUCUCAGGACAAAAGGUGAUAAGAGGAGAGAAGUUGCCGAUUUUCUGGACGUGUUGAUCUCCUUGGAGGAUGCACAAGGGAAACCGUUUUUGUCAGUAGAUGAGAUCAAGGCAGAAACGCUGGAAAUAAUCCUUGCUACCGUGGACAACCCAUCAAAUGCUGUAGAGUGGGCACUGGCAGAGAUGGUGAACAAUCCAAAGGUCAUGAAGAAAGCAGUGGAUGAACUCGAUAUGGUUGUUGGUAGAGAAAGGCUUGUUGAGGAAUCCGACAUUCACAACCUCACAUACCUCAAGGCAUGUAUCCGGGAGGCGUUCCGCCUCCACCCCUACCACCCAUUCAACCCACCCCAUGUCGCGAUCGCAGACACCACCGUCGCGGGAUACAUGAUCCCAAAGGGUAGCCAUGUCAUGUUAAGCCGAAUUGGGCUCGGUCGAAACCCUAGAGCAUGGGAUAAACCACUCGAAUUCCAACCAGAGCGACAUCUGAAAAAUACUGGUACUGUGGUGCUAGCUGAGCCAGAGUUACGUUUUGUAUCGUUCAGUGCUGGUAGGCGUGGCUGUCCUGCCGUGUCACUCGGAACAUCAAUUACAAUGAUGCUAUUUGCAAGGCUUCUGCAGGGGUUCAGUUGGAGCAUACCACCAGGUGGUGACAGGAUUGAGCUUCAAGAGUCAGCUACAAGCCUGCAAUUGUCUAAACCAUUACUUAUGCAAGCAAAACCACGAUUACUACUUCAUCUAUAUGAGGCGGAUGUAUUAAAUUAGGUAGCUAAGACCGUUUUGUAUGAAAGCAAAACCACGAUUAUUACUCCUUCUAUAUGAGGUAGAUACAAUAAAAUAGGUAGCUAAGACCAUUUUGUAGUUUUUUAUCUGGCAUGAUGUAGUCUUGUCCAUUAGUGCCAGUUAUAACUAAGAACGUAUUGGCACUAAUAUUUAUAAUUAGCACUGGUUUUUAAGCCGCAACAUGUAUUGUAGGCCGCAACAUGUAUCAAGGCCAGUUCAUAGUGAUAGAAGCUGGCUAAGCACCUUAGAGUUAGAUACUACAAACCCCACCCUUGUGUAAUAUGGCAUUUAGUCCAAGGAAAAUGAUAAACCGUUUGGGAAACCUAGGACAAUCUAACCAAAGAUUCUUUGCUUGGCUGCUGUACUACAAUCGGCUAUGGAUUUCAGAGUGACUACAAAGUCGAGGAUGACCGAACAAGAACUAUUGUGUUUGAUAUUUAU